AUGAAGCUGUCACUACGAAUAGACCACGAAUCUAGUCUGCCCUCGUUUCGUCCAGGCGAUCUCUUGCGAGGAACGUUAGAGAUAAGGGGGUGUGUUUUUAAAAGUUUACCACGAAUCACAGCAACCUUUUCAGGUAGAUUAACAGUCAAAGUCUACCCCGAGGUCAACACCUACUGUUCCAAUGAGUUUAAUUAUGUACUAUUUGAACAAUCAGAAGACCUCAAAAUCUUGCAGUCAACUGCUAUCAACGACAACCCCGACAGCUGCGUCUAUGUGUGUCCUAUAGAGUUCAAGUUCCCUACGAGCCUCAACUGUGCGUGCGGUGACACUUGCCAGCUACCGUCGUCAUUAUCGGUCAACAAUGGGAAACUCCGAAUAAAAUCGACGUAUAUGUUAUCUGCUACAGUGGAGCGGAGUGUUAUUGGGAAAAUAACCAGAACUAAUGGGGUCAAACAGGAACUCCCGUUCAGCUGUAACCCUAUAGUCAAUGACCUCGCGGCAUCGUGUACCGUCGCCCUAUCCGCCGAUAAACUGAGUCAAGACUUCAAAGAUUCCUCCAGAGAGAUUAUUGGGCUCAUCUGUGAGGUAUCUCCGCCUACAUAUUCUCCGUCUUUGCAGAUGGAGGUGAUUCUACCCGAAUCGCCAGUUCUAACUCGUGGACGGGGGACGCCAGUGAGAUUGGUGCUCCAUACCCCACGAGAGUUAAUGCAAAGGGCUAAUAUCUACGUCCGAAGUGUAGAGAUACAAUUGGAGGCCGAUAUAUCUGCCCUACUACGAUCCACUUGGCAAAAUAUGAGAGAUACGAGACUUGGAAACACCAUAAACGGAGCAGUGCCAAUCAAAUCAGAGCAUUUUGAGCUGGACCUGGGGGCGUGGGGUACAUUUGCCGUUAUGCAAUCGCGGCCAUCGUUGAAUUCAUGUUUGCUAAAAAUUGCCUAUUCUCUUGAAGUUGUUGCGGGUAUAUCGAAUGGCUUGGAAGGCUCUAUUCAGUAUUUGAAGGCAUCUUUGGAUGUCCUUGUGAUGGAUCCACCUCCCACAUAUCAGGCGGCAGCAGAUCAAAUACCAUGA
Molecule: messenger RNA, 1068 nt
Organism: Trichoderma virens Gv29-8
Lineage: Eukaryota; Fungi; Ascomycota; Sordariomycetes; Hypocreales; Hypocreaceae
Exons: 4
Coding region: 1-1068 (355 amino acids)
Source: RefSeq, a predicted model, not a curated record